Lactuca sativa (garden lettuce) is the source of this 787-nucleotide messenger RNA. Lineage: Eukaryota; Viridiplantae; Streptophyta; Magnoliopsida; Asterales; Asteraceae. The record is from RefSeq and is a predicted model, not a curated record.
UCCUAUCGGAUUGCCGACUCUAGGGUUUCGAUGGCAGAGCUUCACGAUGAUGUCCUUCCGAAUAUACUGAAAAGAUUGAAUGUGAGGGAUCUAAUCCGAUGCAAAAGUGUAUGUAAGUCUUGGGAAAAUUUGAUCUCUGACUCUGGUUUCAUUAAAUUCCAUAUGAACUAUAGUUACCAAAUUGAUUACAAAAACAAUGAUAUAGAUAGGAGGAUUGUUAUGUCAAGGGUCUCUUAUCGCAACGGGUCGCGUGUUUGUGAUGUUGAUGACAGAUUAUUUGAUGAUCGUGAUUGUCAUCUUCUUGGUUCUUCCAAUGGACUUGUAUGCAUCUCUUCUUUUGCUUCUCAACUUGUAGUAGCUAAUCCCUCAACUAGAGAGGUUCAAACACUACAAGAGCCUCAAAUUCUUGAUACCAAGCAUUUAUGUUGGGGUUUUGGCUAUGAUUCAUCUACGGAUGAUUACAAGGUUGUAUUAGGGUUCCAUAAACGUGUUGGUUGGACAUGUUUUCAAGUGUUAAGUUUGAAAUCAAAUGUUUGGAAACUAAUUGGAGAAUUAAAAUAUUCGUUUCUUAGUAGGAUUGGUAUCUUAUGCGAUGGGCCACUUCAUUGGAUUAUGAAAGAUUCUUCAUCACCAAAUUAGAAGAGAGUCAUUGCUUCAUUUCGGCUAUCUGAAGAAAAAUUUAUCAAAAUUUCCGAACCUGAUGAUGAGCGAUAUGAAUCUGGUGUUGCUAGCUGCCCAAAUAUGAAUUUAGGUAUUAUCGAAAAUUGUUUAUGCGUAUUUCCUUGUG